CACAGACACAAGUAUAUUUACACACAGAUAUUUCAAAUAUAAGUUUAUUUACACAAAGACAUUUCAAAUAAUAUAAGUUUAUUUACACACAGACAUAACAUUUUGAACACAAACAAUAUUAUUUCCACUUCACGAACACACAGACGAUAUUAUACACUACACAAAUACAGAGAAUUGUCUGUGAAGAACAAACAUAUAUUUAAGUUAAAACCCAAUGAAAUCAACAACACAAACUCAUACCAAGCUUAGGGACGUCGUCCAUGGCAGGAAUCGCCGGUUCUCCGUCAAGUUCAGCCACUGCCGCCGGUUCUCCGUCAACUUCAGCCGCCGCCGCCAGUUCACCCUCAAUCUCAGCCGCCGCCGGUUCUUCGCCAUUUUCAGCCCAAAAAUCGUCCACAGUAGUAUCAAUGAUCAUUUCAUUCACAAAGCCACCAAAACCCAUUGAUUUUGAAGAGAAGAAUAAAGAAACAAAUCUGGGGUUGUAUGGGUUGAGCUGCUGCGGGAAGAAGAAAGAAAGAAUCAAGUGGGAAGAGAGGAGAGAGUCUGGGGGUUGUUUCUCACAUGAGGGAGGGGAGGGGUUAAAAAAAUGGUAAAUUUUUAAGUUAUUUAUAGUGUGUGUGUGUGUAUGAAAAGU
This is a messenger RNA of Cuscuta europaea, 634 nucleotides long. The record is from the annotation of a GenBank genome assembly. Lineage: Eukaryota; Viridiplantae; Streptophyta; Magnoliopsida; Solanales; Convolvulaceae.